This is a messenger RNA of Sphaeramia orbicularis (orbiculate cardinalfish), 1478 nucleotides long. Its product is annotated as zinc finger protein 658B-like. The transcript has 5 exons. Gene Ontology annotation, biological process: regulation of DNA-templated transcription. The record is from RefSeq and is a predicted model, not a curated record. Bases 342 to 1412 code for a protein of 356 amino acids. Gene Ontology annotation, molecular function: RNA polymerase II cis-regulatory region sequence-specific DNA binding; DNA-binding transcription factor activity, RNA polymerase II-specific. NCBI's taxonomy places the organism in Eukaryota, Metazoa, Chordata, Actinopteri, Kurtiformes, Apogonidae.
GUCAUUCCCGGAAGUGCCAGCCCUGUUUGUUCCUCCUUUGUUUUUGCUGUUAGAGCCAGAGACAAGCCGUGAAGCGGGUUCAUCCAACUUCAUUCUACUCGAUGUUAGUCGGUGGGUUUGGACACAGAUUCUCAUCUUUUGAUACUUAGGAGCAGUUUGAGCUCAAAUCUACCCAAGUCUUUUUCCUCCUGGAUAUCUCGGUGCUCUCCGCUAUAGUUAGCCGGUACCGGAGCUGCUAACUCUCGUGCAGUGAAGCGGAGACGGUCACAGAGAAGACAAAGGUGGAUUUAAAGUGAAACCUGAAAGUUGUGUCGGACAAAGAUCACCUGAUUCCAGCAAACAUGGAUGGAAGACCCACCUGUGACCAGUGUGGAAAGACUUUCACCACAGCAAGUUACCUAAAAAGCCACCAACGCAUCCACACUGGAGAAAGACCAUAUGCGUGUGACCAAUGUGGAAAGAGUUUCACCCACAUGAAUGGUCUUAAAUAUCACCAACGCAUCCACACUGGAGAAAAACCAUAUGAGUGUGACCAGUGUGGAAAUGCUUUCACCAGCACAAUGAACCUAAAAAGCCACCAACGCAUCCACACUGGAGAAAAACCAUAUGAGUGUGACCAAUGUGGAAAGAGUUUCACCCAAAUGAGUGGGCUUAAAUGUCACCAACGCAUCCACACUGGAGAAAGACCAUAUGAGUGUGACCAGUGUGGAAAUGCUUUCAACAGAGCAAGUUCCCAAAAAAUCCACCAAUGCAUCCACACUGGAGAAAGACCAGAUGUGUGUGACCAAUGUGGAAAGAGUUUCACCCACAUGAGUGGUCUUAAAUAUCACCAAUGCAUCCACACUGGUGAAAAAACAUAUGAAUGUGACCAGUGUGGGAAUGCUUUCACCAGCAUGAACCUGAAAAUCCACCAACGCAUCCACACUGGAGAAAAACCAUAUGAGUGUGAGCUGUGUGGAAAUGCUUUCAAGAGAGCAAGUCACCUAAAAAUCCACCAACGCAUCCACACUGGAGAAAGACCAUAUGUGUGUGAGCAAUGUGGAAAGAGUUUCACCCAAAUGAGUGGGCUUAAAUGUCACCAACGCAUCCACACUGGAGAAAAACCAUAUGAGUGUGACCAGUGUGGAAAUGCUUUCAACAGAGCAAUGAACCUAAAAAUCCACCAACGCAUCCACACUGGAGAAAGACCAUAUGUGUGUGACCAAUGUGGAAAGAGUUUCACCCAAAUGAGUGGGCUUAAAUGUCACCAACGCAUCCACACUGGUGAAAAAACAUAUGAAUGUGAGGAGUGUGGGAAGACUUUCACCCAAGCGUCUACCCUUAGGACACACCUACGCAUCCACAGUGGAGAAAGACCAUAUGAAUGUGAGCAGUGUGGGAAGACUUUCACCCAGAAGAAUGAGGAGCCUUAAGACACACCUACAAAUCCACAGUGGACAAAGACCAUAUCACUGUGAACAGUGUGGGAAAACUUUCAC